Molecule: messenger RNA, 771 nt
Organism: Adineta steineri
Lineage: Eukaryota; Metazoa; Rotifera; Eurotatoria; Adinetida; Adinetidae
Source: the annotation of a GenBank genome assembly
AUGACUUUAUCAUCAUUAACACCAAUUAAUGGUUUCGAACAUUUUGGCCUCAAACUCUACUCAGCUAUUAAUGAAGGUCAAAAAGAUCAAAAUAUAUUUUUUUCACCGAUCAGUAUUGUACUUGCUAUGGCAAUGUGUACAGUAGGUGCUCGAGAAGAAACAUUAAAUCAAAUGUUAAAAGCAUUAGAAGCAUCGUCAACAACUCAAUUAACAAAUACAGCUGAACAAGUUAUGCGUGUUUUUUCUAUCGCUAAUCAAGAUAAACAAGUUCAACUUAAAUUAGCUAAUCGUCUAUAUGCCCAAAAAGCCUAUAAACUUCAACAAGAUUAUUUAAAUCAACUUCAAAAUUCUUUUUCAGCUGAUAUUAAACUUGAAGAUUUUCAAAAUGAUAGCGCUAAAGUUGUUCAAACAAUUAAUGCAUGGGUUGAAGAACAAACAAAUAAAUUAAUUAAAAAUUUACUUUCACCAAAUAGUAUUACAAGUAGGGGUAGGACAGUUCAUAGUUCCAAGUUCGGAUGAACUGGUCAAAAGAACUACCAGUUCAGUUCUUCUGAUAGGAACUGAACUGAACCAACAGUUCUUUGAAUAGAACUGAACUGAACCAACAGUUCUUUGAAUAGAACUGAACUGAACUAACAGUUCUUUGAACAGAACUAAACUUUACUAAACAGUUCUUUGAAAGGAACUGAACUGUAUCAACAGUUCUUUCAGAGGAACUGGUCGGUUUCAACAGUUCUUUUAAAAGAACUGUUUUGUUUCAAAUUUGUUUUU